CAUAACCUGUUGAGUGAAGGCAGAACAUAUUAUUUAACAAGAAUGAAUCAUAACCUGUUGAUUUAAGUCAGAAAGGCCAAGUUGGCUGGUUCCUGUUCGCGGCGGCUAGCGGCCUACGCUAAGUAGAGGUAGCAUACUUUACUUCGUCCGCUGCUUCUUUGCGCCGAUUCGACAGGAGAAGCGCAUUAUUUCAUAUCCAUGAGGCUCUGGAUUGAAAAGCUUUGAGGGAAAAGUGGUGGUAUCCCUGCGGGAUAGCAGCACUCGAUACCGUCCGCUAACAUGUCUUUAGUAGCCUACGGCAGCAGCGAUGACAGCGAUGGUGAAGGAACGUCUUUGAAACAAGGCUCAGGGGGGCUCUUCUCCCUCCUGCCAGCCCCCCAAAAGCCAUCUGGGGCGGACAGGACGUCGAGUGACGACCUCCGACAAGGCAAGACGACCUUAUUGUCAGGUUUGCCUAAACCCAAGAAGCGCACAGAACCUGUGAGGAUUACCGUACCGCAAAUCGAGAAGCAUGACUCAGACUCGGAUGACGACGAACCAGUAAAGAAGAAACUCCAGUCCCAGGGCGCAGGUAGCGGUCUGUCUUCUCUCCUGCCGCAACCCAAAAACCUGACUGUGAAGGUGACCGACAGACCUUUAAUUCCCCACACGCUCACCAAGCGGCCGGAUCCCAAAGGAGUCAGUCCGGGCACUCCCACGCCUGGCCUGCUGGGCCCCAGCGCAUCCCCCUCUGCAAUCAAAGCGGCAGCCAAGUCGGCGGCACGGCAGCUGGCCAGACAGAUUGUAGUCACGGACGAACACGAGGAGGACAUCUCGCCGCAGAAUUACUUCUCGUUGGGUGAGAGCCCCGAGCCGCCGCCUCCGGCCGUCAUUCCAAGUUACGAACCUGAGCCCGUCGUUGCCGCGGUGGAGCCGCUCCCCGCGCCGCUUCCUCCGCCGCCCCCCGGUGACGAGCUGGGUCAGUCGGAUGCCCCCCUCGACUUUGGGGCAGGGCACGAGGCGGCUGCCGCGUGGGGGGGCCCGUAUCCACACUAUCAGCGGCCCCUGGCGGGGCCCAAGACUGGAGAAGCCGGUAACUCGGCCAUGUUUGAUGAUGAAGCGUUCAUGCGGCUUCAGGGCAAAAGGAACCGAGGGAAAGAGGAAGUGAAGUUCCUGGAAAUUAAGGGCGACGACCAGCUGAGUGGCCACCAACAGUGGAUCACCAAAAGCAUGUCGGAGGAGAAGCAGACCCGCGGGUCUUUCAGCAAGAAAAGGGGAGGAAUGCCCACAGGACAACAGAGGCGCAAGCACCAGAUUACAUAUCUCAUCCACCAGGCGAAGGAACGUGAGCUGGAGCUGAAGAACAGCUGGGCGGAAAACCGGAUGACUCGCCGGCAGACCCAGGCCAAAUACGGCUUCUAAGCACCAUGCCCUUUGGGAGUCUGGCAUGAAGGAGACUGGCGCUUUCUGUAGAUUAAAAAAAAAAAAAACAAAACAAGAAAAACCCGAAUGCACAUUUUCCUCACCCGUUUGUUCAUGACUCCUUUUUAAAGUAAACAAAGUUCUCUUCCAGACACUUGUGGGUGACUUUUAGAUACCGCUGGGUUGUAAAUGUAUUCCUUUGUACUGUAUGUAUUUGCGCUCAUGUAACAAACAUUUUGUGUUAGUCUCGGUUUAGUGAAAGGACAUCACGCUACCCAGGAAAGGUGCCAGCGCAUUCACAUUCGACUGGAGACAUAUUGAUGUGGAAUUUUAUAAUAAACAUGGUGAUGCACA
This is a messenger RNA of Hippocampus comes (tiger tail seahorse), 1755 nucleotides long. It is a transcript of the gene prcc, whose product is annotated as proline rich mitotic checkpoint control factor. NCBI's taxonomy places the organism in Eukaryota, Metazoa, Chordata, Actinopteri, Syngnathiformes, Syngnathidae. Gene Ontology annotation, cellular component: nucleus. The record is from RefSeq and is a predicted model, not a curated record.